CUCGUCGUCCCUCUGAAUCCCCCCAACAGCAGCACCCUACUCAACUGCUCUGCCGCAUUCCAUUACCAGCCAUGGCCAACCGCGAGGAGCCCCCGUAUGACCCUUACAUUCCCAGCGGCGGCGCCGCCGGCCAGCAGGGCGGCCAGAACGGCAACCACCGCACUGCGGCACUUCAAGCUGAAAUCGACAGCACCGUUGGCAUCAUGCGAGACAACAUCAACAAGGUGUCUGAGCGUGGAGCUCGUCUAGACUCGCUGCAGGACAAGACGGACAACCUUGCCGUGUCUGCCCAAGGCUUCCGAAGGGGCGCCAACCGCGUGCGCAAGCAGAUGUGGUGGAAGGACAUGAAGAUGCGCAUAUGCCUCGUGGUGGGCAUCAUCAUCCUGCUCGUUGUCAUUAUUGUCCCUUCCGUCAUUGCCACGAAGAAAUAAACAAAAAAAAUCACUCCCUUACACGAGAUACCACGAACUAUACACAUUAAUAAUGGCGCGGAUGAGGGAGAUGACGGAGCCACUGGAGAGGGAGGCGAGUGGCUACGAGUUGCACCAUGACCAACGACAUUAGUCUCUGUAAGAUCUGUCUUCACACGGCGAAUAGGGAGCGAUGGGAUGGGACGUCUUGUCUUUGUUUGCACUUGCACGGUCGUGCCGGACGCCUGGAAAGCACUCUUUUGCACGGAACGAACUGCUUCUGUUACGAUGCCUGAUGGGCGCAAUUCCGCGCAUGAUCGCCUGCUGCGCAAAUGGAGUUUUUCUUUUAUUCUGGAUAGCUGUCUUCUUGUCCAUAGCCCAAUUGCUCAUUGACCUGGAUUCCCCG
This is a messenger RNA of Exserohilum turcica Et28A, 816 nucleotides long. RefSeq lists its product as uncharacterized. The record is from RefSeq and is a predicted model, not a curated record. Gene Ontology annotation, cellular component: SNARE complex; plasma membrane. The transcript is spliced from 3 exons. Lineage: Eukaryota; Fungi; Ascomycota; Dothideomycetes; Pleosporales; Pleosporaceae. Gene Ontology annotation, biological process: vesicle fusion; vesicle-mediated transport. Bases 72 to 431 code for a protein of 119 amino acids. Gene Ontology annotation, molecular function: SNAP receptor activity; syntaxin binding.